Drosophila elegans is the source of this 6347-nucleotide messenger RNA. RefSeq names its product homeobox protein onecut (gene onecut). The transcript is spliced from 5 exons. Gene Ontology annotation, molecular function: RNA polymerase II cis-regulatory region sequence-specific DNA binding; DNA-binding transcription factor activity, RNA polymerase II-specific. The record is from RefSeq and is a predicted model, not a curated record. Bases 203 to 3634 code for a protein of 1143 amino acids. NCBI's taxonomy places the organism in Eukaryota, Metazoa, Arthropoda, Insecta, Diptera, Drosophilidae. Gene Ontology annotation, biological process: regulation of transcription by RNA polymerase II. Gene Ontology annotation, cellular component: nucleus.
AGGCUUCAUUUGAUAUUAGAUUCAUUGGAACAUUCCAGUCAGGAAGGAUAUCUACUGAGUGAUUUGUGUAACAGUGCUAUGCAUAAAUUCGACUCGAGAUGCAGAAAGUGGGACGAAGACGCCUCUGCGAAGAUGUAGCUUAGGCCAUUCAGAUCCUAGAUGCAUUCGAAUGGUAACGCAACGCAAGCCACAUCCAUAAGGAAUGGAGUCCAUAAAUGAGAUAAUUGACCAUCAGACAUUCAGCCAGGAGCUAGUGGAAGAUGCAGCCGAGUUCAUCACUGUGGCUCACCAUUCGGAGCGCCACCAUCAGGAGGAAGGACCUGAGAGCGGCGAGGAUCUAGCCAUGUCCAUGCAAACGAUGAUUGCCUGCUCCAGGAGCGAAGCGGGUGCGGGUGCGGGUGCGGGAGGGGAGAAGAAGAACCGCACCUUGUCCGGAUCUGGGCCCGGAUCGGGCUCCGACUCGGUCGUCAUGGUGAUCGAUGCCAUGGGCCACAGCAGUAGGCAGGCCUCGUAUCAAAUUGUGCCUCAGCAGCUCCAGCUGCAGCCCAGAACAAUGCCUUUGCCCUUUGGGCUCCUCCAGCAGGAGCGGCACCAGCAUCAGCAUCAGCAUCAGCAUCAGCACCAGCACCAGCACCAGGAGUGCCAGGGUCGCUUGGGCAACAGCAGCCCGGUGGACUUUGGGGCGUCCGACAUCAGCUUGGAUGGUCUGACAGUGGACUCGACGGCCCAGGCGGUUCUCCCCCAGGGAAUGGCCAUUAAGCAGGAGCAGAAGCUCCAAGCCAACAAGCGCAUCCGGAUGCACGUGGACGUGGCGAGCGUGAAUGCAGGACUCGAAGUGGACGUCGACGAGAUGGACGAGAUUUCCUCCGACGGCGUCGGGUGUGACGACGAGGGGGUCACCCUCAAUCAGCACCACCAGCAGCUCCUGGAGCAGCAGCAGCAGCAGCAGCAGCAGCACUACGGCCUGACCAGCCAUCAUCCGCAUCACCAGGCUCACGCUCAGGCGCUCCAUGGCCUGCACCACAGAUCAGCCCAGCUGGAAAUGGGCUUGGGAGGACUGCACGGCGAGGUCCUCUCGGUGAUCGUUCACUCGCAGGACAGCGACAAGGAUCUGGAUGGCGAGGGAGACGCGGAUGGGGACGGGGACGGGGACGGGGAUGGGGACGGGGAUGGGGAUGGGGAGGGGGAGGGGGAAGUGGAGGGAGAAAUGGAUGCAGAGGACGAGGACGACGACGAUCGGGACUCGCGCAGUCGAGGGCAGCUGCUCAGCCACAGCUCGUACCAGACGCUGACCUCGGUGAACGACCGACUAUCCCCGCCCGGCUUUAGCCAGACAUCGUACGCCACGCUGACCCCCAUCCAGCCCCUUCCGCCCAUAUCAACGAUGUCCGAGAAGUUCGCCUACUCCGGCCACAUUUCCGGAGGGGACAGCGGCGACACGGACGUCAACGGAGCGGAGGGAGGAGGCGGAGUAUCCGAAGGCGGCGAGGUCACCAAUCAGUCCGCCGAGGCCGUGGGCACUGAACCGGGCUCUGGUGGCAACGGGGCCUCCUCUGGGUGCAGCAACAACGACUGCAGUUCUUUCUCUGCCCUCACCAUGCCCAUGGCGAGUGGCCACUUGGGCCUCGGCGUGCUGGGCGGCGUGCAAUCGCCCUACUCCCCCUACGAAAAGCUGACCGCGAUGAUUUCACCUCCGCCCAACAACUACCUGGUCUCGUGCGAUCUGCACGCCUCGGUGUCGGGACGCGUUCCAAGCUCAACCCAACUGCAGAUCAGUCACAACGGCCACAAAAAGGACACUCCAACUGCCCACGGACAAGCCCACGGACACUCCGAUGUCAACGGAGGGAAGUUCGCCUACUCCGGCCACAUCUCCGGGGGCGACAGCGGCGACACUGACGUGAACGGAGAGAAGUUCUCCUACUCCGACCACAUCUCCGGGGGCGACAGCGGCGACGCAGAUGUCAAUGCUGAGAAAUUCGUCUAUGCUGACCACAUCUCUGGAGGCGACAGCGGCACGGAUGUCAACGGAGGAACGAACUGGCUUCAAAUGCACCCCGACCGGGAGGUUCGACUCCACAUGCCGGCCGAGCUGGAGACGAGGUUCCACAUGCCGCCGGAGCGCAGGGCGCGGCAUGGCGGUGGGCACCUGAACCGCAGCCUGCCCCAGAGCGCCGCUCCCAGCGGCCCCCCGGACUGGAAGCCGGACGACUGGAAGCACGGGAAUGGAACCAUCGUCAGUCUGUCCGCUGACCUGCCCGUGGUUGUGUCCCUCACCCCGACACCGCCCCCCAUAGCAGACGACUUGGCGGGGGCCGGACUCAAGUUGGGUGACCGCUUGUCCCCGGGUCAAAGGCCACAGUACUUCCUGGACAAGGGCCAGGAGCCCAGCGGUGUGCCUGCAGAGCAGUGCAGCCCCAUCCUCCACGGCUCUGCGCUCUCGGUCUGCUCCCUUCACCAGCAGCCCCAGCAGCCCCAGCAGCCCCAGGCAGCCCAGUUGAACGGCUUCCAGGGGGCCAGCCAGCACACCAAGACCUUGGCCUGCGCCUCGCCCAAGGCGGCGGGUGCAGCUGCAGGGGGCGGAUCGGGCCGCGGCGGAAGCACCGGCGACAUGGAGGAGAUCAACACGAAGGACUUGGCCCAGCGCAUCUCGGCCGAGCUGAAGCGGUACAGCAUCCCGCAGGCGAUCUUCGCGCAGCGGGUGCUCUGCCGCUCACAGGGCACCUUGUCCGACCUGCUGCGCAACCCGAAGCCGUGGUCCAAGCUCAAGUCCGGCCGCGAGACGUUCCGCAGGAUGUACAAGUGGCUCCAGGAGCCCGAGUUCCAGCGCAUGUCUGCCCUGCGGAUGGCAGCUGCCCAAAUUCCCCAGCGCGCGCCCUUGGGAGCUGGAACGCCGCUGGUGUCAGCAGCAGGGUCAAACAGCUCUUCGGCGACCAUGCCGACGGACUUGGACCUAAACGUCGGGCCUACGAUGACCCCCAACGCUCCGCCCAAUGAAUCUGUCUCCUCGUCUGCAACUACACCUGUCAUUAACGUUUCCGCCACCAACGUCGUUAAUUGUCGUCGGAAGGAAGAGCCUCAGAUCGAACAGAUGCCUCAGCCAAAAAAGCCUCGAUUGGUCUUCACCGAUCUCCAGCGACGAACUCUACAAGCCAUUUUCAAAGAGACCAAGAGACCUUCGAAGGAGAUGCAGGUGACGAUUGCGCGGCAGUUGGGUCUUGAGCCCACUACCGUGGGCAACUUCUUCAUGAACGCCCGCAGGAGGUCGAUGGACAAGUGGCGGGACGACGACUCCAAGAACGCGAUGCACCUAAUGCACAACCGCCAGCAACAACAGGACGAGCAGGAGGAUGACGAGAUCCACGUCCAGAGUCAGAACCAAAGCCAGAGUCACAGUAACAGUCACAAUCACAGCCACAAUCACAAUCACAGCAACAGUCACAAUCACAGUCAGGCCACGAGCAAUAGUUUAACGCACGAAAACUACUCGAGUCUGCACACAACAGCCAUGUCGCCCCUCGGAGCCUUCGACGAAGAGACCGACAUGGACCUGGAGCUGGAAAGCCACGACUUUGACUUGGUGGACCCCGACGACCAUGGGGACACCAAUGACCCGACCGGGGAAAUGUUGUGACAGCAUAGCCGAAACGGACGUCGCCAGUGCAACAAGCCCGAUCUGCUGAAAACAUGCCCCAGUACUCGCCACUUCAACCGCAACAGCAACCGCAACAGCAACCGCAACAGCAACCGCAACAGCAACAGCAACCGCACUCGCACUCAGUCUCGCACGGUACACACGAUCCCUUCGAGGAGGACGAUGGAGGUCAGUAUUCGUCGCAUUUUGAGGAGGAGCGACGCAGACUGUAAUUGUAAUGGCAGUAAUAGCGCGGAGAGCUCCCCGCAUCAAGAUGACCGGGAUGAAGUAGCGUCGGACCAUUUGCUUGGGGACGAACAGCUUUCAGACGGGAAGGGCCAACGGAAGCAAAGCCUCUGCUCAGACAUACACGAGCAGCAGGAGCCUGGUGUCUUCAUCGAUGACAUGGGCAUCUCCAACUGCUUGGACGACUUGAAGGUGAUGAUAGUUUGCUGAGCACAGAAGGGUUAGCUAUUUGCCGCGACCAAAAGGUCGAACAAACAUUUUGGCCUAUGUUUUUUAUAGGAGAGCCCCAGUUCAAAAUAGGUUUUGUUGAUUUAGAUUUAGAUUAUUCAUCUUUAAGUUCAUUACCAACCUGCAAAAGUGAUUUUAUUCUUAAUUUUUAAAAACUAAUUGUCACCGCUUUCAAAGCCCUCGCAUUAAUUAGAAUUAUGAUUGAAACUGGUUCACGGCGUCUGAAAACUCAACUCUGUCCGAUUCCAACUGAAGUGACUGAGACUCACCAGCCUGAGUGAUUAUUGAGUGAUUUCCAAUAGUCUGUGAAAACCACUUGCCUAGGACGUUUUUGUGUUUUGUCACUCAAUCACUCAAUCACUCAAUCAAUAAAAAUAGACCCACAGGCUAAGAGCUCUGUUCUCGGGGACAGAAACAUUGUAAAUGUUUUUACCAAGUACUAGUUGAGUAAAGUGCUGCUCAGAUAGUUAAGGCUACGUGACUUUUAUAAUAUUAAAACGUUUUCGGGCGGAAUAACGUAGCAAUUUCCAUCGUUUCCAGUAUACAAAUUACGCAAAUCGAUUUGUAUUCAAAGGCAGCAUUUUAAAAAAAUGUACGAUUUAUAUAUUCAUUAUUUUAUUCUUUUCGGCAAAAUAUUCAAGAGUUCAUAUUUUAGGUAGUUCGAUUGUGUUUUAAAAAAACAAUACGCACCUUGGCUUUUGUCUUACAUAAGCUUUCAUAAUUGAUCUCAAAUAUUUUUACCCUUGCUAAGGGUGCUUUAAAUUUUUGCAUUUUCUUGACCAGUAUCACUGGACAAGUCAAGUGAUAUGGACAUGGAGCUAAAGAUAAAGAUAUAAAGAUUCUUCUUUACCAAUCUAAUAUGGAUACUUUUCACGAAUCAAAGUCGAUGCCUUGAAUUUUGUCCUUAUGUCUGGACAUCGAUAAUAAAUAGCUCCAUUGCAUUCAUUUAAAAAUAUAAUUAUUUAUUUGGCUAAUAAUAUAAGCCUCGGUUUCUUAAGCUGUAGACAGUCAAAAGCAGUCUUGUAAGCAUUUUAUAUGGACAUUGUGGCUUUGAAACGCUUUCAACUUAGAUGAUUACACUAACUUAUUUGUUUUUUUGUUGUCUACAAGAGUUUAGCUUCCUUAUUUAUAUUUAUUAUAUUUAUCUUCCUUAUUUAUAUAAAAACGUUUGCUAGAGUAGCACCUAGAUGAAUUUUCCUCUGAUAAGUUGAUGACAGCUGAUUUAAUGAAACCGUUCCAAAUAUUUUUCAUUGAAUUCAAUUGUCACACGAUCACAUUUAUCGCAUGACUUUUAGUUAUUCAUUACGAAAAUGCAGUAAGAGUAUGAAUCUAAAGGGCACUCGUCUCAAAAGUGUAAUAGUGUAGGCAGUUCUUAAACGAUUUCAAUUUGCAAACAUUUUCAUAUAUAAAGUUGACCUCCUGUUUUGUUUAGCAUAACCUCACUGGCAGUUAAUGGCAAUUGGCCUUAGGCAAAUGGACAAGGGUGUUUGGAAAGAAGAAAUGUGUAUGUAUGUAGAUAUAUUAGUUUGAAUAAAAUUAAAGAAAUGUAAAUGGAGAGUCCCAAUUAAAGAAAAAAAACAUAUAUAACAAUGUCAAAAUAACUGUAUCUAGUCAAAUUAAUAAUAUAAAAAGAAAUCAACUUAAACAGUUUAUGCAAAUAUUAUAUUUAACCUAAAAUUAUUAAUUUCACUAAAACACUCUAGCAUAAUCAUUCACAUUUAUAAAGGUAAUAAUGUACCUUCGUAUUUACGUUUUUUUAAUACUAAUACGGGCCAAAUAUUGAUUUUAAAUGUGAAAUGUGAAAAUGUCAGACCUGACAGACUAAAAAUCGUGAAUAACAAAGAGUUUACAAAUCGGGUUUUAACAUAAGAAACUGUAAAUAAAUGAAAUAUUCAACAAACCCUUCCAGUUAAGUUUGAAUGCAGAUAUUCCAUAAAAACCGCUUACUUCAUGGAAGAAAACCACAAAGAACUAUGUAUGAUUCAUUAUUAAACGAUACCAAAUGCUUAACAAUACUCAAAUGUCAAUAUAGCAGGCAUUAUGUUAAUAUCUGUAGGAUAUAUUACGCAAUUUCGCAAUAGGAAUACGACCCUCGAUGUAUGCUAGUCAAUUUAGUUUAAAUACAAUUUAGCAACCUACGCGAAUGAAGGGUGGGCAUGUUUAGGCACAUUCAUAUUUUAAGUAUUUAUGUAAAAAUCAAGCAAUGCAAUAAUAAAUUAAAGGCAAACUUAACUUGUAA